GUCACGACCUAGCUCCUAGGGUGCAUUCUAAGGACUAAACCGCUGCGCUACCGGCAAAAGACCAGGAUAUCAGGUCGUAAGACCUGAUACUGCACUCACUUAUAUAGUACUUGUUUUCCACACUGUCACAACCAUAUACUGUUAUUUCCACUGGAUCAACUCAUCAUUCACAUGGCGACAUGACAGACUCCUUUUCAUCCCCUAGCCCUGGCAGCAAUGAAGAACAGCCCAACACCAUUGUACUGUCACCAUUGCAAAUUGAAAACCCACAUGAGCUCUACCAACUAGUUACCAGAAAGGCCCAACUGCCACCUCAAUUAUAUCUCCAUAUCGAGGGGACUCAUAUGGAGAACGAGCCGCAGUGCGCCGACACCAAGAAUAAUAACGACGAGAGCAAGCCUGCACCCCAGAAGAAAGUAUACGUUACUGAUUUUGACUUCUCGCUCGAUCUGACUCGAUCCCUGCUAUGUCAUGGUGAGGGUGCUACGGGAUGGCAUGAACUGUCUGUUGUUGGAUAUGGGGAUGGUCAGGAAGUGUUUCGGGGGGGAAGAGUUCGGUCUCGCCAGUGGGCAUCGCAUUCCAGACUUGCUGGUACGGUAGAUCUAGAGGGGGCCGGUCAGCAGAUGGAGGAUGUACCUUUCUUAAGCCAGAGGGAGGAUGAUGGCUCUACUCCCGCCUUGAUGAGUUGGUGUGGGUGUGAACGGUUCUGUGACGAUCCUGCCAGGGUCAAAUCGUUUAUUCUCACUCGCGUUCUGGAUGGAUUUGAUGUCGAGAUUCUGCGCUCCGAGCUGACGUCGUAUUUGCGCUCACUCAAUUACCGCGGCACAAUCACCAUCUCAGCAAGCAUCCCCAAUAGUUCUGUUACCUUCUACUCACCGCACUGGAUUAAUAAGAUGCGAAAUGACAGAGUUGUCUCCACACUUUGCAUCGCAUUGCAGUUAUGGAUCGUGGCGCUCCCUGUAAUCUGGCUGCUGGAAAGACGCUACGAGGUCGUGCGGUCGGUAUGGUGGUCCUCCCGCGAGGUUGCGGAUGCCAUAGCCACGGCAGCGUCCGGCCCACGAAAGGUCUACGCCUGUGGACGAAAUGAAGAGGAACUGGCUGGGUUCUGGGCACCGAUUGUUAUGCAAGCGGCCUGGGAGCGGCGGAAGGGGUGUACCCUCACGGAGGAGGACUUGGGGAGGCUGCAGCGACGAAAAGAGCGUCUGGGGCGGAUGCGGUGGAUGGAAUCGCUGGAUGGGAGGGUAACAGGAGCUGGCUCGAGGGUUACUUUGAAGGGACCUUUAGUUUUAGGAGGUUACAAUUCCCAGGCGGGAUGGGGUGCGAAUUGUUAGGUCGGUAAAUUCGAUGAUUGUCUAUGUAGUUGUCUGGGACUCAUGGAGUAUCAAUACAACAUAACGUUCUUUCUUCACUGUUUGUAAUCGACUAUCCAAAGACGCGGCCUGACCAGAUCAUUACAUACAGUUCAAAUCCAUAGGAAAAUACAAAUCAACUUACUUCUCCCCGCCUUCUAGGUAUUCCUUGAACCAUUGAAUAAGGAGAAUGGGACGCCAUUUUUCUAUGUUUCUUGGAACUGGAAAUUGGAUAUUAUGUUUUCCACAGAAGCAGUGGCAGAUUAUGG
Monascus purpureus is the source of this 1618-nucleotide messenger RNA. Lineage: Eukaryota; Fungi; Ascomycota; Eurotiomycetes; Eurotiales; Aspergillaceae. The record is from the annotation of a GenBank genome assembly.